This is a messenger RNA of Haliotis rufescens (red abalone), 2032 nucleotides long. Its product is annotated as EGF domain-specific O-linked N-acetylglucosamine transferase-like. Lineage: Eukaryota; Metazoa; Mollusca; Gastropoda; Lepetellida; Haliotidae. Gene Ontology annotation, molecular function: protein N-acetylglucosaminyltransferase activity. The transcript has 17 exons. Gene Ontology annotation, cellular component: endoplasmic reticulum lumen. The record is from RefSeq and is a predicted model, not a curated record. The coding region runs from base 392 to 1978 and encodes 528 amino acids.
CUAUGUUGACAUUUCAAAAUAAUGAUCGUGAAAUUUCAAGAAAAUAAAUUGGAAUUUUAAAAUUAUAACUUGAAAUUGCAACAUAGCAUCUUGAUAUUUCGUCUUUUCAACAUUUCAAGAUGCUGUGUUAAAAUUUCAAGAAGGAAAUUAAAAAACAAAUGGCUCUAAAAGGCUUCCGUAGGUUCAUAAUACUCGCUGGAUUUUAGCAUCGUCUUUAAAGGAUGUUAGGAUAUGUAAAGUGUGAAUAUUCUACGACAAUUUUAUACCGCGAGAUGAUUCUGUGACAGGAGAACAAGAUUGGUGUACUAUGGGAGCCCAAGAUUAUAUUUAAUACAGUAUCCAUAACCCAAAACGGAGUAUAGGUUCUCGGACGACGUUUCAAGUUCACAGAAUGCGGAGCAAAUGCAUGUGGCAACUCCCCCUUAUUGUGACGUCAGCGAUGUUUAUGACGGUAGGGGGCGCCACUGACUGGGGGGACCUGAGGCUCCCCCCGGAACACGUGCCCUACUUCUUCAGGAAUAAUCCUCACAUGAAACAACGUUGUCAGGAUGAAGAUACCUGCCCUUAUAAGUCUUCCCUGGAGGUUAGGAGAUGCUGGGGGUAUGAAGACAGGUGCCCAGUCGGGGAGAGGAUGAGUACGCCCCGGUGCACCGAGGAUGGGUCACAGAAACCAAGACGGGGAGAGCAUUCAGCAGAGGAGAAAAACACAGAGACAUUCUGGAGGCAGGCUGAUUUUGGCUACGUUAAGGAGAGGAAAACCAACCUGAGGAUCUAUUGCACGCCACAAGCACAGGGUGACUCGUCACUGGAGUGCGUGGACGGCUUGCGGUACUGCCACGCCACAAACCUCUACAUCGACCUCCGUACAGCCCACGUGAAGCAACAGGGAAAGAGCUACCGCAAGGAUGUACUGAAGAGUGGUCAGAUUGGUGGCCACUGCCGGCUGGACAGGGCGAGUCUCCUCGCCCAAAGGGACAACACUGGAUUCCUGUCGUCUUGGUAUUUUGAAAUGGAGCCUUUCACCUCACUGACUUCACGCCCACUCGAAUCCGGCAAAUGUGACGUCAUCAUCGACAAACCAACGUUCAUUAUAAAACUAGAUGCAGGUGGGAACAUGUUUCACCACUUCUGUGACUUCGUCAACCUCUACAUCAGCCAGCAUCUCAACAACUCCUUCACCACGGACGUGAACGUCUUCAUCUGGGAUACAGCUCGCGCGUAUAUGGAACUCUUUGGGGAGACAUGGAACGCCUUCACUGACCACCCGCGCCUCAUGCUGGUGGACUUGGAAGGGAAAAGAGUUUGUUUCAAAGAAGCCAUCUUCUCCUUCCUGGCCCGGAUGUCGCAUGGUCUCUUUUACGCAAUUCGUCCAGUGGAGAACUGCUACAACAGUGGCCUGAUGAGGGCGUUCUCGCAGCACAUUCUCCAUAGACUGGGGAUUCACCAACACGGCCCUCUGGCGAGGAAAUUACGUGUGACCUUCAUGUCCAGAAACACCAGGUACAGGAAGAUACGAAAUAUAGCCAAGUUGGAAUCCGCCCUUAAGAAUAACGCCGACCUUGAUGUGAAAGUAGUAGACUACAACAGAAAUAUACCGUUUCCAGAUCAAUUAAAGAUUUCUUACAACACCGACAUCUUGAUUGGCAUCCACGGCGCCGGGCUGACGCACCUGCUGUUUCUACCUGACUGGGCAGUGGUGUUUGAAAUUUACAAUUGCGAGGAUCCAAGCUGCUACCCCAAUCUUGCCCGACUCCGGGGGAUUAAAUACAUGACAUGGGAACACGCGGACAAGCUCAAGACGAUUAAUGUGGACGACGCCUACAAAGGAGGUGCCAAGGCGAAGUUUGUCGACUAUGAGUUUGACCCAUAUGAAACUCUUAGACUUGUUCGAAAGGCUGCGGAUCACGUGACUUCCCAUCAUGCAUUCGUUAAAGACGGGGAACUGAACUCUAAACAUAUUCAUAAGAACGAACUAUGAUUGUAUUACAUUACCGCAAUAUUUUAGCUUUUGUAAGAAAAUAUACAACCAAUU